GACUAAUCCUACUGGUAUAAUAUGAAUGCAGGGCAUUGCUAAACCCGCCCAACAAUUUACCCGGGUUAAACGGGUUGAGAUUUGCGGUGAUCAUUCAAUUUUAUGGUCUCGACCCGAAACAUCUCUCCAAAGAUGCUGCCUGAGUUAUUCAAGCUUUGUUGUGUCUAUCUCUGAACUAUGGAAAGAACCCGGAGUGUUGGCUCCGAUACAAGUUCAUUGAGACACAGGCUCCCAAUCUAAACUGUUGCCCCUCUUCAGUUGCAGUAACCCUUGCGAAGAUCGUCAUCACAGUCGCCGAACUUCGGGCUGAGAUUACAAAAUUGAAGGAGAACUUGUCCCAGCAAUGGAAACGUUUCAAUGGAAGACUUUAUUACUUUUCAUCGGGUAAAAAAGAGUGGGGUGAAGCUGAAGACGUCUGUGCCAUGAUGAAAGCCAAGCUCUUGGUCAUUAACAGUAAUCUGGAGCAGACGUACAUUGUGCAGAAUAUGGAUUCUUCUUCUUGGAUUGGACUCCAUGACACUGCUGUGGAAGGCACCUGGCGUUGGGUAGAUGGGACACAUUAUGACUUGAAUGUAAAGUUUUGGGGGGAAACUCAACCCGAUCAACAACGGGAUGAAGACUGCGCUCUGAUGCAUCCCGACGGAACAUGGCACGAUUGGCCAUGCAGUUCCACUCAUUUCUUCAUCUGUGAAAAGCCAGAAGAGUGACACUUCCCCCCGGUCUUUACAGUCAGGACAAAACACUCAGCCAGUCUGUCUGUAAAUGUCCCACACCUGUGUAACAGGUGAGCAGCCGUCAGCUGUGUUUGGCUAUAUGGGUGCGUAAUCCUCCCUCUCCCCGCUGUAUCCAAAGUAAAGCCCACUAAUCAGAUUCUGCAUUGCUCCUUUAUUCUACACCAACAUCGCAAUGAACCACCAUUCAGGUAUAUCCAAAGGAGCCACCCGAUGUUGCCUGCCCCACGGAGUUACUCCAGCACAUUGUAAUCUCUGUGGGAAUGUCCUCUCAUUCCCGUACCCACUCAUACCCUCACUCACUCCCACUGUGCAUUCCCUCUUUCUACAGCCCUCUCCCACCCUGGUCAUCCUGCUUGUUCCACUGUUCCAAUCCAUAUACCCCUUCGUUGUCACCUCUUACACAGCCAACAAUGGACCAUUGUGGGCUUCACCUUUCCUGGGUCAUUGGUGUCAGCUCUGGUUUGUUCUGAACAUUUUCAUACUUCCAGUUCCCUCUCCCCUGACGCUCAGUCUGAAGAAGGGUCUCCAGAGAUGCUGCCUGACCCGCUGUUACUCCAGCACUUUGUGCCUAUCUGCGGUAUAUACCAGCAUCUGUAGUUCCUUCCUACACAAUAAAUGGAACUAAGUUGUCUUGUACUGUUGCUAAAUUAAGUUGUUCUGCGUUUCCCUGUUUUUGUUUUAAUUCUCUCACAAACUGUGAGCUUCAUUUGCCGGCUUCCAAACCAAGCGAAGUAUCCUGAGAUCUAAGGAAUUCUGGAAGAUCAAAAUCAAUGCAUUUCCUCACUUAGCUACAGAGCACAGGACCAUGGAUGUUGGCAUAUUGUAAAGAAACCCUCUAACUAUUACUAUGAAUAGUCUGCAAUCAGGGGCGGAUUAACCAUUAAGCAGACUAAGCACGUGCUUUGGGCACCAGGGCCAAAGGGGGCACCUCAAAGUUGGGAAAAGGGUAAAAAGAAAAAAAAACUAAUGGCAAUUUGUAAAAAAUUCCGUAUCUCCACUUUUUAUGUAAUUGUUGAAAAGUUAGAAACGGAAAUGAGGAGGAGACGAAAGGUGUACACUGAAAUAGCAGACAGAUUCUCUUGUCUGACUGAUGCUCCUAAUGCCACCCAACAAGGUGCUAAUUCCCAAUUAUCAGAAAGUGAAAGGUACUCAAAGACUUGUCAGACACUCAUUGAUGUUUAUCCAGAUGACAUGAACAACACUUUGUCUACAGAGCUUCAGCAGUUCCAUUCAUAUGUUCUUCAUAAGUUUAAAACAACCAAGAAAACAUAUUUCACUCACAUGGAACGUUACAACACAAUUACAGAAGACAAACUAGAGAGUGCCUUUCCAAAUGUUGAAGUUGCCUUAAGAAUAUGUUUAACAUUAAUGGUCACCAACUGCACAACAGAGAGGUCUUUCUAACAACUGAAACGUGUAAAAUCCCCAAAUAAAUCAGUUAUGCUUCAAGAAAGACUCGACUCACUGUGUAUAUUAACAAUUCAAGCAGACAUUCUGAGAAGUAUUAAUUUCGAGGAUGUUAUCAGUGAUUUUGCAAAAAUGAAAUGUAGAAAAAUGCCUUUCAGGUCAUGAAUAUUGGAACUUUGAUACAUUUAACUUGUGAAAUAUUAAAAUAGAUGUUGUAUUGCAUUUUUGUAGAAAUGUAUGUAGCCCAAGCUUGGCUUAGUUUGUACAGUAUAUUGUGUUAUCAUAUGAAUACAUUUUUGUACUGCUGCAACCUGCAUUGUAUAUCUGGUCAGACAGGUCAACAACUAAAAUGGACUGGGUCAGUGUGGAAAGGAGGGGGGCACCAAGAUUGGUCAGUGCUUAGGGCACCAGUGAGCCUUAAUCCGCCCCUGUCUGCAAUUCAUCGGUGGCUCCAAU
This is a messenger RNA of Leucoraja erinaceus (little skate), 2597 nucleotides long. Its product is annotated as asialoglycoprotein receptor 2-like. Lineage: Eukaryota; Metazoa; Chordata; Chondrichthyes; Rajiformes; Rajidae. The coding region runs from base 423 to 707 and encodes 94 amino acids. The record is from RefSeq and is a predicted model, not a curated record. The transcript is spliced from 4 exons.